Messenger RNA from Leptidea sinapis, 3379 nucleotides. It is a transcript of the gene Brd8, whose product is annotated as bromodomain-containing protein 8. Gene Ontology annotation, molecular function: protein binding. The record is from RefSeq and is a predicted model, not a curated record. The coding region runs from base 112 to 2367 and encodes 751 amino acids. Gene Ontology annotation, cellular component: NuA4 histone acetyltransferase complex. Lineage: Eukaryota; Metazoa; Arthropoda; Insecta; Lepidoptera; Pieridae. The transcript has 15 exons.
AAACUAGUUUGCGUUGCAGUAAAUUUAUAAUUUUAAUUUAAUUCUUCUAUAGCUUUCGUUUUUCUAAUUAUGAAUCAGUGAAUAUUUUAUAUAUUCGUAAUUUAACAAAAAAUGAGUUCAAUUCAAGAGCGCUUACAACAAAAACGUGUUCCGUUAGACACUUGGAAUAAACGUGAGCAAUUAUGUCUUGCAUCCGCGGUAGUUCGAAGCGGCGAUCAAAAUUGGAUGUCUGUUUCCCGGGCAUUAAAAACAAUUGGCGAACCAAAUAGGCCACCAGAUUGGUAUUCUCAGAAAAGUUGUGCAGCGCAAUAUGGAGCUUUGCUGGAGAAUGUCGAGACCCCUAAACGCAAGCGAAACUCCGAUAGCGGCAUUGAGACACCACAAGAGUGUAUCCUGAAGCAACUGACUGAACAGCGGAUGCAAGAGAUACAGAAGACCAUAGCUGAGAUGACAGAGCAGCAUGACAUAAUCAAAAAUGCAAUAGCUGAAGUGCAGGACCCUGAGACGAGUGAUGCGCGGAUACGGGAGAUAUGGGCGGAUAUUGAAGCUACGAAACGUGCGAGGGAACGGGAGAUCGUGCGGCGCGCCGCGUGGCUGAAAGAGAGAGACGAGAGAAGGGCGAGAGCUGAGAGGAGUUGGCGCCCGACUGUGUUGCCGACAUCUCCCAGCACGACCUUCGGUAUGUCGGAAGCGGCGCCUUCAUCACCUUUGCUGACGUCGCUGUUAAAAUCAUCACCGGUGGUGACCACACCACAGAGAAUAUCACAUCCGGCUAAUGCAUAUGUCGAUGCCGUCGCGCCGAGUGUGGGUGCACCCACACUAUCAUUACUGUUGGAACAACCGAGUGUGGAGAAAAAUGCCGCCAUCGAACAUAUCAAGAGUCAGUUGGUGCAGAUUGAGCAUCAGCUCAAAGCGAAUACACAGAAUCGUACUGUCCCGCUCGCACCCACCGUCGAUAUUGACGAUAUCGAAAUAAAAGCUGAAGAUGUGUACGCGUUUAAGGAUAUAGAUAUCAAUAUUCCUCCUGUCGCUUCUAUGCACAAGGCAUCGCCUCGGUAUGUACCUUUCAAGUGUAAGAUUUUCUCUAUAACCUGCCCAUUAAAAUGCAAAUCUCGAAAAACACAAAAUUCUGUGCUAGCGCCACCGCCACAGAGAAAAGCAGUACCAGUGCCGGAACCCUUUGUGCCUGAUGUCGAGGAAAUGGUUCAUCUGCGAAUUCAACAACCAUUGAAGAAAGAAACCGCCGUCGAGCAUAAACCCGCUCUAAAGCGACCAAAACCAGCGAUGGAGCCUAUCGUGGUUGCACCGAAGCCGGAAGUCAAGAUAUCGUUCCCGGAAGUCAAGUUCCCGACGCCGGAAAUAAAGGUCAUUGAACCUGAGGAUACGAAGGUAUUUGUAAUAAUGUCCACUAUCCUAUUUUUUAUAUGUAAAGAUAUUUCUUACAGAAAAGAAAAGAAAGCAGAAGAAGAAAUAAUUCAGGCGAAAACAGAAGAGAAACCAGAACAGGUAAUCGAGGCAGAGGAACCGCCGCCCGCCGAGCUGGUCUCACAGGCUGACAUGCAGAAAGACGGACAAAAACACGCCAUACUUCCUCAAGACAUUCCGUUACCUCCGGAAGAGUUCGAAUCAGAAGAGAAUGAAGUGAUAGAACCGGUGAAGGAUCCAACCCCAUCGCCGGAACAACAGGAACCAGUGAAUGAGACUGUGGAAGAGUUAAAGAAAGAUACAGUAAAAGAUGCAGAGCAAGAGACAGAAAACGAUAUAAAGACAGAAGACGAAGAAGAUUUGAAGCAAGAAGACAAGAGAGAUGAAGACGAGGAGUUGAGUAGAGAAGAAGAGAAGGACGGAAAGAAGAAAAGAGAUUAUUCAAGAAAGAAGAAGCCCGAUUCUAGAACAUGUUCCGGGUCAGAGAGUGCCCCGGAUUCUCCAAGCUCAAAUGACACGGAGCGGCAACACCGUUUGUGGAAGAAAAGUGUUAUGCUUGUGUACAACAGGUUGUGUGCCCAUAAAUAUGCUUCACUGUUCCUCCGGCCCAUUACUGAUGAUGAGGCUCCUGGGUACAGCGCCAUUGUGAAGCGACCAAUGGAUCUAUCCACCAUCAGAAAGAAUAUUGACGCGGGAAAUGUGAGAACAACGGCGGAGUUCCAACGUGACGUACUACUGAUGCUGUCCAACGCGCUCAUAUACAACAACUCUACACACAGCGUGUACGCUAUGGCCAAGGAGAUGUUCGAGGAGGCUCAGUGUCAGUUGGGGAUGUUACUUGCUGCGCAGGCGCACGCGGGGCUUGUGUCGGCUCCGCCCACUCGCAAACGAAGACCGAACAUGCAAGGAAACACGUCCACAAAUAAAACACAGAAACCGUAGAACUCAUUGGACUGUCUUAAACAAACGCAAGACAUGCUGACCGGUCAUUGAAACCGGUUUAAUAAUAAAUUAAUUCAUAAUAAAAAAAAUAGCAGUUGUAGAGACUAAGCCAUUUGUUAUUCGAUAACAAUAUUUAUGAACGUUGCGGGACUUGAACCCGCGACCUCUCACGUUCCGUGCGAGCCACAACAACGAUUUAUCAACGAUACGUCACUCGAACGGUUGGCUCAGUGGGAGAGCGCUCGCACAGUACGAGAGAGGAGAGGUCGCGGGUUCGAGUCCGGCGUUCAUAAAUUUUGUUUUCUAAUUUAAUUUGUGUAGUUGUCGAGAAUGCAGUUAGAAGUAAGAACUUAGAAUUUUAGUAUUUAAAUUUGGAAUUUCAUAAUGUUUUAAAUACAAUUAAAAUAUAAAUUACAAUUAUUAAAAUAUAAAUUUCAAUUAUUAAAAUAUAAAUUUCAAUUUAAUUUUAAAACUUAUUUUCAAUAAUAUAUUAAUCAGAGAAUAACACUAUAUCAACAACGCACAGUAUAUACACAUUGAACUUUGCACUAAAUCCAUUCAAUUUCACUUAAUCUUAUACUUCAUAAGAUAUACACAGCACUAAUGUUACAUUAAAUAAUUAAUAAUCUAAUAUUGAUAUGAUAUAUAUUAACUUUUUUUUUAAUUAUACAUUUAUCGCGUGCACCAGUCAUGAGCAUGCAGGUGACGCGGACCCAUAGUUUUCACUUCAAAAAACAGAAACUUAAGUGUCAACUCACUAGAAAAAGCAUCUACAAUUUUGCAAACACUAUCACAUAUUACCAGAAGUCGUAAUGAGAUGCGUAAUUUAUUAGUUAUGUGUGCUAUUCAUAAAUUAGAAUGUGACAAACGAAACGUCGUUUCUUCUCUCUCACACUUUCUGGUCCAUUACGGAGCUCCAUGUGUAUGUUCUGUGUAUAUAUACACCGAGUAUGAACAUAGUUCGAUGAUUAUUAAUUAGAUAAGAUAUAAUAAUAAAAAUGUAUUAAACAUA